Messenger RNA from Culicoides brevitarsis, 1467 nucleotides. Its product is annotated as short-chain dehydrogenase/reductase family 16C member 6-like. Gene Ontology annotation, molecular function: oxidoreductase activity, acting on the CH-OH group of donors, NAD or NADP as acceptor. Gene Ontology annotation, cellular component: lipid droplet. The transcript has 3 exons. NCBI's taxonomy places the organism in Eukaryota, Metazoa, Arthropoda, Insecta, Diptera, Ceratopogonidae. The coding region runs from base 384 to 1298 and encodes 304 amino acids. The record is from RefSeq and is a predicted model, not a curated record.
UGUUUGUAAUCUACUAACAAAAAAACUUCUAUCAAAAUGAAAAUAAUGUCUGGAAAUUAUUAUUAUAAUGUCUUAUUCUGUGUAUUGACAGUGUGUAGCGUCGUAGUUGUCGCAAUGCCACGCAUUUAAGCUCUACAUUUACACAGGAAAGAUCAGUAUUUUCUCGAUCGGCUGUUUGAAUGGACGUAAAUUUUUCCGCAAACUUGAAUUAAUUAAUGGUUAAUACGAGAAAAUAUUAAUGAGUCACUGAUCAAUUCAAGCAGAGUUUUUUUUUUCAAGCAGUCGUUAAUUAAUUGAUUGCGAGCAGAAGAUCAGGUCGAAGGUGUUUUGAGCUUUGAUCCGGGAUAAUUUUGCAUUGUUCGAAGAAAAUAACAAUCAGAAUCAUGUCUCCAGUCGAGAUUUUGUUAACAAUUUUGGACUUUCUGAGGAUGGUGGUGAUGUUUAAUUACCAUUUGUUGUAUGCCACAUUCCGGCUUUUCGUGCCGGUAGAACCAAAAAGUCUGAAAGGAGAAAUUGUUUUGAUAACCGGUGCUGGUGGCGGAAUUGGACGUCAAUUAGCUCUGCAGUACGCCAAGCAAGGAUGCAAAGUCGUUUGUCUCGAUAUCGACGAGAAAAACAACGAAAAAACUGUAAAAGAAGCAAAUUCUGUCGUUCAAAAGUCCGCUGUCGGCUACAAAUGUGACAUUACAUCGCGCGAAGAAGUUCUCGCGAUUGCGGAACGUGUCAAGAAAGAAGUUGGCUGCGUGACUGUCCUCGUAAACAACGCCGGAAUCAUGCCGACACGAAGUUUGUUGCAACACACGCACGAAGUUGUCCGAAAAGUCAUGGAUAUUAACUUGAUGUCGCACUUUUGGGCACUCGAAGCCUUCCUGCCAGCGAUGUACGAAGCGAAACGCGGCACAAUUGUCUCGACAAGUUCCCUGCUUGGUCUCAUGGGAAUGCCAAACACUGUCCCCUACACUGCCUCAAAGUUCGCUGUUCGCGGAUACAUGGAAGCUCUCUUAUCGGAGAUCCUGGACCUUCAUCCGGAUGCCGAUAUUCAAAUGUUGACGGUUUGUCCAUCGUGGGUCGACACAAAUUUAGUGCACACGGUGAAGAUGCGUUUUCCCAAUUUGUUCCGAGCAUUGUCGCCGAAAUACGUGGCGGAACAAGUUGUGCUGGCACACCGACGAGGACAACGAGAAAUUACCGUUCCAUGGUUUUAUAGUGGAAUUAUUCAUUUCUUGAGACUAAUGCCGUACAAAUGCAACGAAGUUGUGCGACGAUUUUUGGAUGGAAAGGUCGAGUGUGAUCUCUAAGUCCAAGUUGAUAAAAAAAUCUAUAAAUAAAAAAAAAAUGUGCAAAAUUCCAAAGAUAUCUAAUCAGACUUAAAAUUAUCUAAAUUUGUUUUGUUUGGUAUUAAAUAAGUUUUUUUAUAUGAGAAUAAAAAAAAUAACUUGACAUGAACUUUCUCAGUUUUUAAAUGUA